Molecule: messenger RNA, 1724 nt
Organism: Cannabis sativa
Lineage: Eukaryota; Viridiplantae; Streptophyta; Magnoliopsida; Rosales; Cannabaceae
Product: phloretin 4'-O-glucosyltransferase
Exons: 1
Coding region: 153-1625 (490 amino acids)
Molecular function (GO): UDP-glycosyltransferase activity
Source: RefSeq, a predicted model, not a curated record
UUUCUUUCUUCUUCUUCUUCUAUAAAUAAUACCAAAAACCUUAUCAAAUUCACUUUCAUUCAAAAUCUCUCAUUUUUUUUUUCUUAUCUUAAAAUAAAAUAAAAGAAAAAAAAACAGAGAAAGUAAAAGCCACGCGCCGCCGCAACAGAACAAUGUCACGGCCAAGAUUUCUUCUUGUAACAUACCCAGCUCAAGGCCACGUAAACCCAUCUCUCCACUUCGCCGAUAAACUCGCCGCUACCGGUGCUGACGUCACCAUCCUCACCACAACUACCGGAUACUCAUGCGUGUCACGUGCCACUGGUCACGUGACCAAAUACUUUGAAAAACCACAUAACCAAAACGACUCCGUAUCAGGCGUUAUAUCCUUUGCUCCAUUCUCCGACGGCUACGACGACGGUUUCAAACCGGAAAAUGACGUCAACCACUACUUGGCUGAGAUGAGGCGUUGUGGGUCUGAAGCUGUGAGAAACGCCAUCGUUUCGGGUCGAAACGAGGGUUGUCCGUACUGUUGUUUGGUGUAUACGAUUCUUAUUCCUUGGGCUGGACUUGCCGCCGGCGAAAUGGGGUUGCCGGCGGUGCUUUUGUGGAUUCAGCCGGCGAUGGUGUUCGAUAUUUAUUAUUAUUAUUUUCAUGGGUAUGAGGAUGUUAUAAGGGAAAGUAGUAAACGACAAGAAAUUGGGGAAACGACAAUGACAUUCCCGGGAUUGUCGUUGGAGUUUAGUUGUAAGGAUUUACCGUCGUUUAUGGACGCAAAAGAUACUUAUUUGUUUGCUAUUCCUCUCUUUCGAGAAGAAUUUGAGAUACUCGAGAAGAAAGUUAGGCCGAAAGUCUUGGUCAACACUAUUUACGAGUUAGAGAGGGAGGCUUUCGAAGCUGUAGAAACCCAAUUAAAUUUGAUUGGAAUUGGACCUUUGAUUCCGACAUCUUUUCUUGAUGGAAAAGAUGUCACUUCUAAUAAUGAUGACUCGUCGAAAGAGAAGUAUAUUGAGUGGCUUAACUCGAAGCCUAAAACAACAGUUGUUUAUGUGUCGUUUGGGAGUAUGGCAAUUUUAUCUGAGCAACAAAUGGAGGAAAUGGCUAAAGGGUUGUUAGAAUUUGGUCGUCCUUUCUUGUGGGUCAUAAGGGAAAAUGUGAAAGACAACAAUAAUAAUAGCAAGUUGAGUUGUAGAGAAGAGUUGGAUAAGCUUGGAAUGAUAGUUCCGUUGUGUUCUCAAAUGGAGGUUUUGAGUAAUGAGUCAGUUGGGUGUUUUGUAACUCAUUGUGGUUGGAACUCGACGUUGGAAGGUUUGACUUCGGGGGUUCCCAUGAUAGGGUUUCCCCAAUGGUCAGAUCAAGGAACGAAUGCUAAGUUGAUUGAAGAUGCAUGGGGAACUGGGGUUAGAGUAAAACUCAAUAAAGAUGGAAUUGCAGGAAAUGAAGAGAUUAAGAGGUGUUUGGAAUUAGUCAUGGGAGGAAAAGAAACCGUAGCGGGGGAUAGUGGGAAGGAAAGUUGGGUGGAAAAGAGAAGAAAUGCAAAGAAAUGGAAGGAUUUAGCUCGAGAAGCUGUUAAAGAAGGCGGAUCUUCUGAUAAGAAUCUGAAAGCUUUUGUAAGUGAGAUGGUUGAACAAAGUGGUAAUAAGUAAUAUCUUGAAUCUUCUAAUUAAAAUGUUAUUUGCAUAUCUUAAAAGAUAUGUUUACACAACUAUCAUUAAAUGAAGAUGUUAAUUUUAAAUUUCUUGAUA